This is a messenger RNA of Phlebotomus papatasi, 1302 nucleotides long. It is a transcript of the gene eIF3m, whose product is annotated as eukaryotic translation initiation factor 3 subunit M. Lineage: Eukaryota; Metazoa; Arthropoda; Insecta; Diptera; Psychodidae. The transcript is spliced from 3 exons. The record is from RefSeq and is a predicted model, not a curated record. Gene Ontology annotation, biological process: cytoplasmic translational initiation. Gene Ontology annotation, molecular function: translation initiation factor activity. Gene Ontology annotation, cellular component: eukaryotic translation initiation factor 3 complex; cytoplasm. Bases 120 to 1259 code for a protein of 379 amino acids.
GCUUUCUCUCUCGUUCUCUCUUCUCUCACACCAAAACACGGGAGACUGCGACGUGUUAGCCAACGAGACCCAAUUUUCUCAGUUUUCCCCUCGAAUUGUGUGAAUUUUCCCGGAAAACUAUGACUGGACCUGCAGUAUUCAUCGACCUCUCCCUCGAGGAUCAGGCUCAAGAGCUCCGGAAGUACUUUAAAAGCCUCGGAGCGGAAAUUUCGGAGGAGAAAUCUCCCAAGGGCAUUGAGGAUGACCUGCACAAGAUCAUUGGGGUGUGCGAUGUGUGUUUCAAGGAUGGUGAACCCAGCCAGAUUGACGGAAUCCUCAACAGCAUCGUGUCCAUAAUGGUUUCUAUUCCUCUGGAUCGUGGAGAGAACAUUGUUUUGGCUUUCUGUGAGAAAUUGACUAAGGCUCCGGAGCCAGCUCUGGCCAAAGUUUGCUUGCAGAGUCUGUGGAGGCUCUUCAAUAAUCUUGAGCCAUCUUCGCCCCUGAAGUACCAUGUUUACUACCAUCUGGUUCAGGUGGCUAAGCAAGUGGAUCAGGUGCGGGAAGUGUUCACGGGCGUUGAGAGUCUCCGGACGCAAUUUGCUCAGUGUCCACCGUCGACGGAGCAGCUCCAGAAGCUCUACCGGCUGCUCCAUGAAGUGCUGAAGGACAGCAAUACCGAAUUGGCGGCUAAGGUGAUGAUUGAAUUGCUGGGAACGUACACGGAGGAGAAUGCUUCGUGCGCCCGGGAGGAUGCAAUGAAAUGCAUCGUGACAGCUCUGGCUGAUCCCAAUACAUUCCUCCUGGAUCCUCUGCUCUCUCUCAAACCCGUUCGCUUCCUCGAGGGAGAACUCAUUCACGAUCUCCUCUCCGUCUUUGUCAGCGAGAAACUGCCCAGCUACUUGCAGUUCUACCAGAAUCACAAGGAAUUCGUGACGUCGCAGGGCCUCAAUCACGAGCAGAACAUGAAGAAGAUGCGCCUGCUGUCCUUCAUGAAGCUCGCCGAAACCUAUCCCGAAAUGUCCUUUGAGCUGCUUCAGCGGGAACUCCAGAUCGGAGAGAAUGAAGUUGAACCCUUCAUCAUUGAAGUUCUGAAGACGAAACUGGUCAGAGCACGAAUGGAUCAGGCUGCUCGAAAAGUUCACAUCUCCAGCACAAUGCACCGCACCUUCGGACGAGCUCAGUGGCAGCAGCUGAGAGAUCUUCUGCACUCCUGGAAGAACAAUCUGUCCACAAUCCGGGAGGGCAUCAAUCACAUCGAGCAAGUUCACAAAGCCAAGUAGAAACUCUUAUUUUUCUUCAAUAAAACACCUUUUUUCUGUCUUA